Molecule: messenger RNA, 2407 nt
Organism: Paramuricea clavata
Lineage: Eukaryota; Metazoa; Cnidaria; Anthozoa; Malacalcyonacea; Plexauridae
Source: the annotation of a GenBank genome assembly
AUCGGGGAUUUUGUCUUUAUAUACUACCUUCAGUAAGUAACUAUCGUUGUUCCAUUUGAUUUACUUUAUGUUAGAUAUUAUAUUUAGUAAUUAUAACGGAUACAUAUAUAUGUUUCAAUAAUAGUCGUACUAUAAUGUAGCUUUGGUCGACCAUUUCAUUGGUACGCUUGUUUGUGGCAAUCUCGCUCCGAACAGUCCGAAGCAAAUCGACUAGAAAAAUUCAUUUCAGGAAUUUGAAUCGAAGUAACAAAACAAGUCGGGGUAGACAUUUCCCACUAUAUUCACACAACCACCAUUCACUACAUUUCCUACUAAAUUCCGAAAAACCCUUCAACCAUAUUUAAGUUUGCUAUCCAGUCCUGUCAAAUGGAUAUCUUAGCCCACCUUAUGGUUACAUAACAUAAAGAAUUUGACUAUUAUGAUAUAGCUUUGCGUGUAACAGUAUAUAUGUAUGCAGUAUAUAUAAAAGUUAUGUUUCGGAGCCAAGCAGGAAAUUGUUAAGAAUAAAAGUGCAACGUUUCACUAUUGCCAGUAAUUAAAGCUCUUUUCCUUUCAUCGCAGAAACUUUGCAAGCUCACUGCCAGCACUUUCAUCCAAUCACAACGCUUGACAAUUUUUUUAAAAUUAAUUAAGAUCGGGUUUGCAAGUUGGUUUUGCGAUGAGUGGAAGGAACCUUUAGCUAGCCGGCCUAUACUGGGUUAGAAGUAUAGAAUUUACAUCACAAACCAACAUUCUUACAUGCAUACAUACAUAAUACUUUAUCAACAUCAGCUGUUUUCAACGACAAUAAUUUGGUGAUACUAAUUAAUUUACUAAAGAUAAGUCGACGAACAUGAACAGCACAUUAAAAUGUACCUCAGUAAUAGAUGUCCGAGUGCGCAAGGGAGGGUAGAAGUAAAAAAAUUUUAAACUUAAAAAUAAUUAUAUAGUUUAAUAUUUUUGUUUGUGGAAACACCACGUAAAUUUAUUACUGCAAAGCUUUCGACCAGUAAGCCCGGAUCUUCAUCAGUGCUAAUAAUUUGUGAUAAUCUAUCAUCAGCACUGAUGAAGAUCCGGGCUUACGGAUCGAAAGCUUUGCAGUAAUAAAUUUACGUGGUGUUUCCACAAACAAAACUGUUAUAUGUUUUAUCGCCAUGCAAACAUACAAAGAACUUAAUUAUAUAGUUCUUAAAAGCUAAAAUAUUGUCGAACAAGGACCUUUAUACUUUUUCCGUAAAGCGUGAUCGAUGCAUGAUUUCGCUAAUCCAUGAUCGAUUCGUAUAUAGUCAGACGUAGUCGUUAUUUUUAGAAGAUCGUCGUAUAUUUAAUGGUUGAUCCUUGAAAGAAGGAUAUGUAUUAUGGAAAUAACUACGUGAUUUGAAUAUAAAAUGCUUGUUAUUUUCCUUUCUCAUGAAAAUAGUUUGAUUUCCUUGACCUUGUCAUUCUAAGUUUCCUUUGAUGAGGUAGCUAUAUAAUUUAAGAAACUUAUACACCCAUCUAUACACUGACUGAAAUAAUAAGUGUAUGUAUUCAGGUAAGAAAGUUUGAAGCGACAAAUGUAUAAACAAUAAUAGAAUUAGACCGUAUAUACCGUUUAAUAUAUAUAUAAUACUUCAGUAUAUUCCUCUUCUCAACUAUAUAGCCAUCAAUUAACUAAACAAUCUUAUAUAUAUGCAUGCUUUCUGAGAAAUGAAUUUAUUUUUAACCAAAAUUAGUAACGAAUUUAUUAUAACAUGCACUACACUAAACUAAACUUACAAAACAUUUAUACUAGAUUACUGAUAUUUUCACAACGCAAUUGACCAUUGCGUAAUAGACUAAAUUUUGAUAUAAACAAGUCUAGACAAAAAAUUCAUCAUAGCUUGAAAGAGCAUCACAAAAUUAGUAAUAUUCCAAACUUUCGUUGCGAAAUGUUGUAAAAUUCGGAUAAUAUAGCCUUGCGAAGUUUGCAAUUUUCAGUCAUUUUAGAUUACAAACGGGAAAUUGACAGCCCCAAAUUAAAGGGUAUUAUUGGGCUGUCAAUUUCCCGUUUGUAUAAUCUAAAAUGACUGAAAAUUGCAAACUUCGCAAGGCUAUAUUAUUCGCAUUUUACAACAUUUCGCAAAGAAACUUUGGAAUAUUACUAAUUUUGUGAUGCUCUUUCGAGCUGUGAUGAAAUUUCUGUCUAGAUCAAAAUUUAGUCUAUUACGCAAGUGGUCAAUUGUCUCUUUCUUUUUUAGCGUAUUCGGAGGAUACAAAAGAUAUAUAUCGAUCUCAAAGCGCGUCAUGAUAUUUCCAGCUAUAUAUGUCUCAGUAACCUUGUUUUUGAUUCCAUCUUUAUAUGGAGACGACGAUGACUUGUGUAAAAUUGCCUUUGAAGAUGAGGGAUUACUAGAUGAUGCUUUCGAUUGCAAUACAACCAGCUUAACCAAUCUAACAAAGGAAAGCG